Vigna umbellata (rice bean) is the source of this 5016-nucleotide messenger RNA. The record is from RefSeq and is a predicted model, not a curated record. NCBI's taxonomy places the organism in Eukaryota, Viridiplantae, Streptophyta, Magnoliopsida, Fabales, Fabaceae.
AUGGAAAGCUGGGAAGAGUCACAAGAAUCCAUCAAAGCUGAAAUGAGUCAGUUGAAGGACCAGGUUGGACAAAUCUUGGUUGCCCUUGAAUCCCUGAAGGCUACUGGAGAGUCUUCUUCUACACUGUUUGGCGGGAAUGCCCAUUUUUAUCCCCCGUUUUUCAAUGCUACUAGCCAAUCGAUUCCUUUCCCGUUGUAUGGGUUACCCUCGGGAUAUACUCCUCCCGUAGGAGAAUAUAUUGAAGGGGGGCACGUGUCGUUUCCCAUUCCUACAACUAUUGAUAUCCCGCCAGUCACCACUCAUGGACCUACCUCUGUGUCAGCUCCCUUGGUAAGUACUCAAACGAAUGAACCGAUCACAGUUGAAGGAACACGAGUGACUACGAUACCGCACAUAAUUGUUAACCACGAUUCUUCAGCAAGAGCCGCAUCACAAACCGCGGCGCGUGCAGGAAUCGACAUCAGUAACGGUGCUAAAAACAGACUGGAGAUUCUGGAGGAAAAAAUGAGGGCUAUUGAAGGGAUGAAAAACUAUGGGUUCGGAAAUGUUACAAGACUAAGUUUGGUUCCUGGAGUAAAAAUACCGUAUAAGUUCAAGGCGCCCGAAUUCGAGAAGUACAAGGGUGAUACAUGCCCUAAGAACCAUCUGGCCAUGUAUUGCAGAAAAAUGGCUGCGUACGCAUAUGACGACUAGUUACUCAUCCAUGUUUUCCAAGACAGUUUGGUUGGGGUAGCAUUAAACUGGUAUACUCACUUGGAGCCCUCUCGAAUCCAUUGUUGGGCAGAUCUAGCCGACGCCUUUGUAAAACGGUAUAUAUACAACACGCAUGUAGCACCAGACCGUCUGCAAUUACAGAAUAUGGGAAAGAAGGACAAUGAGACCUUCAAGGAAUAUGCCCAACGGUGGAGAGAAUUGGCCACACAAGUGGAGCCGCCUUUGUUUGAAAAAGAAAUGGUGGCAAUGUUUGUAAAUACGCUUCAGCCACCAUUUUAUGAAUAUAUGGUGGGGAAUGUGUCCGCCAAUUUCGCUGACGUCGUCAUAAUUGGCGAGAGGAUAGAGAUUGGGAUGAAGAGCGGGAAGAUUGCAAGUGGUCCAUCUACGAUGGAGAAUUCUAAAAAGAAGCCUUCUUUCAAUCCAGGAAAGAAAAAAGAGGGAGACGUGCAUGCAACAUUGGCAAUGCCUGUAUGGAGAGGUCAAGCUCCUUCUCAAAAUUAUAGACCAUACCUAGGCCAACCUUCAUAUUCAGCCAAUGCGGCUUUCGCUCAUCCAAUCAGGCCUCAACAACAACAAGGAUUCUACCAAUCACAACCCGUCACAAGCAAUGCUUGGAGGACUGGGCCAAGUGCAAAUCCAAAUCCGAAUGCAGGUCAAGGCGGUUAUCCGGGAAGAACCCAGGAAAGAAACUUUGUCCACUUCACCCCCAUCCCCAUGACUUACACUGAAUUAUUACCUCACCUCGUCAAAAGGGGUCUGGUUGCUAUAUGCCCAAUGAUACCUCUGCAGCCUCCAUACCCUAGGGGUUAUGAUGCAGAUGCCAAGUGUAGUUAUCACGGGGAAGGCGUGGGUCACUCAACUGAAAGGUGCAUGGCUUUUAAACAUAAAGUGCAGGCCCUGAUUAACGCUGGGUGGCUAAAAUUCCAAGAAGAUAAACCUAGCAUUGAUACUAAUCCGUUAUCCGGACAUGGUAAUGCCUCGACAAAUGCCAUUGAAGUUAAGAAGCAUGAACUGAUAAGGGAUGCAAGUAAGAUCCGAAGUUCCAGAAGGUUUAUUUUCAAGGAAUUAUUGAAGUUGGGAUUUUUAAACGGGGCUUAUGAUUUGGAAAGAGUAUGUGGACUCCAUCCAUGCACGGAACACUCUAUCGAGGAAUGCGUUGAAUUUGAAAAGUUUCUACAAGAUCUGCUUGAUAGGAAUCUGAUGCAAGUGUGCUAUGAAGACAAGUAUGAGGAGGUGUUUGCACAAACUGGUAUGGAGCCAGAUGUAGCUUUGCCAGAGCCGUUGAUAAUCCGCUUCACUCGAACCACCCCUACACCAGUAAUUCAAGGAAGAUCACCCUUUGUCAUCCAUACACCAGUUCCUUUUCCUUACAAAAGCGAUAAAGCUGUCCUUUGGAGGUAUGGGACACAUGUAGUCGAUGAAGGACAGUGCAUUGAAAGCCAUUCCUCUAGCCAGGAUCCAGUUGUUGAAAAUAUAUCAGGCAUCGGCGGAAUGACGAGGAGUGGUCGAAUCUUCACGCCACCAAAUUUGACGGGAAGAGAAGCUAGUAAUAAUGAAACACCAAUGGAUGCAAAUACUAAGGAGCAUUUAAAGGGGAAAGGGGUGCAAGUAGAGGAGACCUCUGACAAGGCAGACAAGAAAGAAAUCUCUGAGGAAGAGGCUUGCGAAUUUUUAAAAUUCAUUCAACAGAGUGAAUAUAAGGUGGUGGAGCAGUUGAAACGCAUGCCUGCUCGGAUUUCCUUGUUAGAAUUGCUUAUGCAUUCUACCUCUCAUAGAAAGUUGUUGAUGAAGGUACUCAGUGAGGCUCAUGUCGAGCAUGGUAUUUCGUUGAACAAGUUUGAGGGUAUCGUUGGCAACAUCAUCGCUAAUAAUUACCUCACCUUUACUGACGAGGAGAUACCCACUGAGGGGAGAGGUCAUAACAAGGCUCUUCAUGUCUCCGUGAAAUGUUUAGAUCACAUUAUAGCACGUGUCUUGGUGGACAAUGGUUCCUCUCUGAAUGUCAUGCCAAAAUCGACAUUGGAGAAGCUACCCUGUGAGGGAAUGCAUAUGAAGCCAAGCUCCAUGAUUGUGAGGGCAUUUGACGGCAGUAAAAGGGUAGUGAUGGGAGAGAUUGAAUUGCCCGUUCAAGUUGGUCCUUGUGUCUUUCAGGUGACCUUUCAAGUUAUGGACAUCCUCCCGGCUUAUAGUUGUUUGUUGGGUCGCCCGUGGAUCCAUUCUGCAGGAGUUGUGCCUUCCACACUACACCAAAAGCUGAAAUAUGUUAUGGGAGAUAAGCUGGUGAUAAUAUCAGGAGACGAGGACCUCCUUAUGAGCGGACCAUCGUCCACGCGAUAUAUUGAGGUGGCUGAGGAAGCUCCUGAAACUGCCUUCCAGUCAUUGGAGAUCGUGGGAAAUGCCUAUGUAGAGCCAUUCCCAGCAAGCCCACAUUUGUCACGUGCUUCUGUCAUGAUGGCCAAGGUCUUGCUGAAAGAGGGGUAUAUACCUGGUAAAGGUUUAGGCAAGCAUGGGCAAGGGCGAACUUUCCCCCUAAAGGUCGUUCAGAAUAGAAACCGAUACGGCAUAGGAUAUCAAAGGGCGAUGGUGACACUUUUUCAUGAUAUGAUGCACAAGGAGAUUGAGGUUUAUGUGGAUGAUAUGAUUGCAAAGUCUGAAUCAGAAGAAGAACAUGUCCUCAACUUGAAGAAAUUAUUUGAGAAAUUGAGAAAGUAUAAACUCAGGUUAAACCCUGCCAAAUGCACAUUUGGAGUAAAAUCCGGGAAGUUGUUGGGCUUCGUGGUUAGCCAAAAGGGGAUAGAAAGGCGCGACACUCUCGUCAUGGAUCCUGACAAAGUGCGAGCGAUAUCAGAAAUGCCUGCGCCUAGCACAGAGAAGGAGGUUCGCGGUUUUCUGGGUAGAUUGAACUACAUUGCUAGAUUCAUCUCCCAAUUAAUUGCUACCUGCGAACCAAUGUUCAAGUUGCUACGGAAGAAUCAGGUUAUGGUUUGGAAUGAGGAUUGUCAAGCCGCUUUUGAAAAAAUCAAACAAUACCUGCAAGACCCACCUGUAUUGCGUCCACCCGAGCCAGGAAGACCACUCAUUUUGUACUUAACUGUAUUGGAAAGGUCAAUGGGUUGUGUAUUGGGUCAAUAUGAUGAAGCUGGAAAAAGGGAGCAUGCGAUAUAUUACUUGAGCAAGAAAUUCACAGACUGCGAACAACGAUAUUCAUCGUUAGAGCGAACUUGUUGUGCAUUGGCAUGGGCCGCUCAUCGCCUAAGGCAAUACAUGUUGAGUAACUCUACAUUGUUGAUAUCCAAGAUGGAUCCUAUCAAGUUUAUUUUUGAAAAGCCCGCUCUCACUGGAAGGAUAGCUCGGUGGCAGGUGCUAUUGUCAGAGUAUGACAUCGUAUAUGUCACUCAGAAAUCCGUCAAAGGUAGUGCAUUAGCAGAAUACCUGGCGCAUCAACCCAUCAAUGAUUAUCAGCCAAUGCAGCCCGAGUUUCCUGAUGAAGAUAUCAUGGCUCUAUUCAAAGAAGGCAGGAAAUACCGAGACGAAGAAACAUGGAUAUUAUUAUUUGAUGGAGCGUCGAAUAUGAUGGGGCAUGGCAUAGGGGCAGUACUAAUCUCUCCAGAGCAGCAGUAUAUGCCCAUGACAUCAAGGCUGUGUUUUGAUUGCACGAAUAACAUUGCAGAAUAUGAGGCCUGCGCUGUGGGUAUUCGGGCGGCAAUAGAGUUCAAAGUGAAAAUUCUGGAAGUAUAUGGAGAUUCAGCUUUAGUCAUCAACCAGAUGAAGGAAGAGUGGGAAACAAGAGACGCAAAAUUAAUCCCUUACCAGGCAUACAUCAAAGGAUUAAUGGAGUGUUUCGACAUCAUCACAUUUAACCACAUACCACGGGAAGAUAACCAGUUAGCAGACGCGUUGGCUACUUUGUCAUCCAUGUUUGAGGUUGACCCGAAUACAGAAUUACCAGUGAUUGAAAUGAAGAGCCAUACGGAGCCAGCAUAUUGCCAGUUCAUCAAGGAGGAGGUGGAUGGUAAACCUUGGUACUUCGAUAUCAAGCACUAUCUUAAGACCCAAGAAUAUCCUGAAAAAGCAUCUGAAAACGAUAAGAGGUCGUUACGAAGGUUGGCUGGUAGCUUUAUUUUGAGUGGGGACAUUUUAUACAAGAGAAAUCAUGACAUGAUUCUCCUCAGAUGUGUAGAUACAAAAGAAGCCGAAUUGAUAUUGAAAGAAGUGCACGAAGGUACGUUCGGCACACANGAACCCAAUUUGGUCCUUGAGAGACGACCUAGGAGUCACUUCCUAGUAACUGUACUGCAUUAA